Messenger RNA from Gilbertella persicaria, 2383 nucleotides. RefSeq lists its product as uncharacterized. Gene Ontology annotation, cellular component: nucleus. NCBI's taxonomy places the organism in Eukaryota, Fungi, Mucoromycota, Mucoromycetes, Mucorales, Choanephoraceae. Gene Ontology annotation, molecular function: protein binding. The transcript has 4 exons. The coding region runs from base 295 to 2145 and encodes 616 amino acids. The record is from RefSeq and is a predicted model, not a curated record. Gene Ontology annotation, biological process: regulation of gene expression.
AGUCCCUAAUUUUCUUUUUUUUCCAUAGCUUUUUUCUGCUUUUUUUUUUCUGCUAUUUUUUUUAUUAGUCUUUUACAACUUUUGACCUUUUUAAACAACAAGGGAAUAUAGCAUAGCAAAGAAGAGAUUUACUGUACAUAUCACUAUAAUUUCCUUCCGGCUCACUUGACUAUACAAAGGAAGAAAAAAAAUUUUUUCUUUCCCCAACAUAAUACAAAAUCAUUCCAUCAUUGAAAAUUAAAAUUACUAUAUCCAACAAGAAAGAGAAAAAGAGGAAAAAAGAAGGUUAAAAUCAUGCAAACUUUACAGCAACAACAAGUUCAAUCAAAUCAAUCACAGCGACAGUACUAUCUAGAUAACAAUGAACAGAGUGUUAGUAAUUUCCUGGAUAACUGCCAUUUACCGCAGUAUUUAGACAUCUUUCUUCAAGAAGGAUUUGACUCUGUUACCUCUCUUCUAGAAAUAACUGAAGAAGAUAUGAUUUUCAUGAACGUGAAACGCGGUCACAGAAGAUUGAUUCAACGGGAAAUUGCCACAAUGAAAGGUAUUCCACCAAAUCAACCUAUUGCUACAAAUAGGAUGGGAGCAAAAUAUGCACCUGACAUGUUGCCAAAUACACCUCUUAAAAUGGAAGACACAAGAAGACCAAGCAACAGAUUUGUCUCAAACACUAAUGCCAAUAUAAAUGGCUACGUGAAUAGUAUUCCAAACUCAAGUAACAAUUUCUCUGGGUAUGAUACACUUACUACUGGUCUCACAAGUCCACAAAGUAUGAAUAGUGGUAUUGGCAGCAGUACAAGUGGAAAUAGCUCUGGCUCAAGCUUGAUGUUACGAACCCGUUUCCAACCUAGUCCAAGACUUGGCAGAAGCAAUGAAAAUGGCAAUGGUAGUAGCGGCUCUGGCGUGAGCAACACGACUGAUAGUAGUGGUGGCAUUCUCAACAAAUCAAGUCCACUAGACAAUAAUAACAAUGUACUCUCGAACAGCUCUAGUAGUACAAACAAGGACGAUAAUAAUAAUAAUAACGAUGCCAAUUCACCCAAUGAUCGAACGAACAGCAUUUCUUCUAAUGACGAUGAUGAUUCUAUUGAUACGAAUGGUUCUGCGCAUACUGCUACGAAACGCAAGUAUAGACGACACCCUAAGCCGGAUCGAAAUGCUCCUAUCAAACCCCCCUCCGCUUACAUCAUGUUUUCCAAUGAUGCCCGUGCCGAACUAAAAGAUCAAAAUCUAUCUUUUGCUGAGCUUGCAAAAAUUGUUGGUGAUCGAUGGAAGAACCUUACCCACAUAGACAAGCAAGCCUAUGAACGUAUGGCUAUGAGAGCCAAAGAUGAAUAUUUAGCUUCUCUGGAGCAAUAUCGACAAACACCCCAGUAUCAUCGUUAUCAGGAAUACCUGGCUGACUUUAAAGCAAAGCAAGAUGCUGCGAACCGAAUGAUUGGAAGAGCAAGAAAGAGAGCCAAGCCUGCAUCUCCUGGAAGUGGAAGCAUUGCAGACUCUAGUUCUAACGGCAACUCGAACGGCAAUGGUAGCUCUGGUAGUGGAUCCGCUGAUGCUUAUGGUGACAAAGACACUGUUAUCCGAAGACAACAUCAGGCAAAUUCCCAAAGUGAUGAUAAUUCGCCACAGCAUCCUUUGGCUGAGCCACGUCAACCACAGCAACAUCCUUCAUAUAGUUACGACAUAGACAAUGUCAACAGCUUACCUUCAAGGCCAACACAACCACAUCCUCAUCAUCCUCACCAUCAUUAUUCACAUCAUAACAAACACCUGCCUCCUUCCUCUUCUGAUUCAGGUUAUGCUUCACAAAACCAAUAUAACUCAAGCGAUAAAUCAACACCGCAGUGGAAUUACCGUUCAAACCAGAUUAUGAGAGGCAUACUGCCGGUAGAAUUCAUUCAUCAUAAUCCUUCCCAUCCUUCUGGCCCGCCUCCCCUUUCACCACAUUCGAAUAAUCCUCAAACACAACAAAAAGCUUAUUUACAAGAUAAAGACAUCGAUAUGGAUGAUGAUGAAGAGGAUGAAGUGGACGAUGAGAUAGAAGCCAGAGAUAAAAUGCUUCCUGAUACAGUCAAAUCUACUCGAAGUGCCUAUGGCUCAAAACGAAGAAGUCCACGCUUUACCAAACCACCUAUGCAAACAUGACUCUGUUAAAAAAAAAAAAAGAAGAAAAAUAGCUACCCUACCUCUCUCUCUCUUUUUAAAUUUUUUUUCUCUAUUAUUCCCACUUAAGCUUUUUUACAUAUGCCUUUUUCUUAGAAAAAAAAAGAAAGAAAAGAAAAACAAGUUAAAAUGUGUGUAUAUCCUUUCUAUGUACAUAUGCAAAAAAGAAAUAAAAAAUAAAACUCAGUUGAAAUAAAACGUUUAAUUUACCACGCGAUCG